CGUUCGUCAGCUGGCUUUUGUUUUUAUUCCUCUGUUCGUACUGUAACUUUGGUGGAAUCAGUAAACAUUGUUGCACAACCAAACCGGUCGCUAAAAUGGACAAGAAAAGGGUGGACUUUGACGAGCUACUGCCGGAUCCCGUUCCAGAACGUGGUGUCGUACUGUUCGGACGUGAUUUGAGCCAGAUCCCAUGCUUUCGGAAUAGUUUCUUGUAUGGCAUUGGUACGGGCGUUGCAACCGGAUUCCUUGCAUUCCUGGGAACGUCACGACCGCAACUUUCCUCUCACAUAGGUUUCAGCGGGUUUAUGGCUACUACACUUUGCUAUUGGUUCGCUUGUCGAUACAAUUGGUCCAAGAAGGAGACGGAUACACAGUUGCUUCAAACUUUGAUCCAACAACAAGCGAUGUAUGAAGGAACGCAAAAGGAGCGGGACCUGGAUAAAAAAGCUGAAUCAGCUUAGUUUACUAGUUUUUUUUUAAAUAUAUCACAAUAGUAGUCUUCUCAACUUUUGCUACGGCAAGCUUAUCUAUGGAGAUACACUAAAAACCAAGCGAAUACGUAGAUGGCACGCCAACGUCCAGCUGUUGGUGUUUCUCCGAGGAGGCCGAAGUCGAAGAUCGUGACUUCCGCCGACCACUUGCCUUCGGUUCUGGUUUCGGGGCGAAAAGUACCUUCAUUUGUUUGACUCUCCUCCAGUAGAAACCAAAGCUACCGGGCUUAUUAUUCCCAUCAGAGGCUUGUCGUUGAACGUAUUGGUUGUACAUCUUUUUCGGUGUCCAAUCGGUUUCGGACAGAUCCAACGGUUCACCACUAUCCUGCUGAUCGGGGGUGAAGUAGGACAGGAUGUCAUCGUCCAUUGCGUCGCGCAUCGUAGUGUCGCGAGCGAAUUUUCCCCGCUUGUCGCUGAUGGCCUCGCUCAGCUCCACCUGAUGUGCUCGAUAGAUAACGUUGCUGAAAAAAUACAUAUGAUAGCGAUCAGACGAAUCUAUGAUGAUGAUGAUGAAGAUGAAGAAUGGAGGAUAGAGAUUCCAUGUCGUAUCCCUAUGGAGGUUGGGCUAGACAAUUUAUCUUUAAGACAAUAUGAAGAUUUAAAAAUACAGUCAUUCCAUGCCAAACCGAUAUAGUGGUUCUCAGAUUUUCGUGAAAAGUGGUAGUUUUAUUCCUUUUUGCAAAAUAUUAGACACGUAUUUUUUCAUUUUUUCGUUAUUAUGAGAUGGUCCGAUUUUUUUUCCCAAAAAUGCCUUUUUUCGAAAAAUCAUAACUUCAGAAAUACUAGAUCGAUUCAGAUAAGCACGAUUUUAGACUCCCCCUCCCCCUGCGUGGACAUUGACUAUACCCCU
This is a messenger RNA of Toxorhynchites rutilus septentrionalis, 1341 nucleotides long. RefSeq names its product cytochrome c oxidase assembly protein COX20, mitochondrial (gene l(3)87Df). Bases 96 to 461 code for a protein of 121 amino acids. Gene Ontology annotation, cellular component: mitochondrial inner membrane; mitochondrion. Gene Ontology annotation, biological process: mitochondrial respiratory chain complex IV assembly. The transcript has 4 exons. The record is from RefSeq and is a predicted model, not a curated record. Lineage: Eukaryota; Metazoa; Arthropoda; Insecta; Diptera; Culicidae.